This is a messenger RNA of Physeter macrocephalus (sperm whale), 4978 nucleotides long. It is a transcript of the gene MLLT10, whose product is annotated as MLLT10 histone lysine methyltransferase DOT1L cofactor. Gene Ontology annotation, molecular function: histone binding; nucleosome binding. The record is from RefSeq and is a predicted model, not a curated record. The coding region runs from base 268 to 3459 and encodes 1063 amino acids. NCBI's taxonomy places the organism in Eukaryota, Metazoa, Chordata, Mammalia, Artiodactyla, Physeteridae. Gene Ontology annotation, cellular component: nucleus. Gene Ontology annotation, biological process: regulation of transcription by RNA polymerase II. The transcript has 23 exons.
GUGACGCUCGGAGGAGGAAGCGCAACCCCUUUCCCCUCCCUCGCUGCCCCGGCCCAGCGGGAGCCCCCCCAGUGCGCCUGUGCGGAGGCCUACUUGAUUAUGUGUGCCCUCUCCGGGCUCCAGCGUUAGCCGCCGGGUGGAGGUGGGGAGGGAAGAAGACGAGGAGGAGGAGGCGGAGGAGGCGGUGGAGGGGAGGUGGGGGGAGUCAGCAAGGACAUGGCUCCUGACUCCUGUGCGGAACGUGAGUGACUGAGCGGCAAAGCCCGAAUGGUCUCUAGCGACCGGCCCGUGUCACUGGAGGACGAGGUCUCCCAUAGUAUGAAGGAGAUGAUUGGAGGCUGUUGCGUUUGCUCAGACGAGAGAGGCUGGGCCGAGAACCCGCUGGUUUAUUGCGACGGGCACGGCUGCAGCGUCGCGGUGCAUCAAGCUUGCUAUGGCAUUGUUCAAGUACCCACUGGACCAUGGUUUUGCAGGAAAUGUGAAUCUCAGGAGAGAGCAGCCAGAGUGAGAUGUGAACUGUGUCCUCAUAAGGAUGGAGCUUUAAAAAGAACAGAUAAUGGCGGUUGGGCUCAUGUGGUUUGUGCCCUGUAUAUUCCAGAGGUACAGUUUGCCAAUGUUUCUACAAUGGAACCAAUUGUUUUACAGUCUGUGCCACAUGAUCGUUAUAAUAAGACUUGCUACAUUUGUGAUGAACAAGGAAGAGAAAGCAAAGCAGCCACUGGUGCUUGCAUGACAUGUAAUAAACAUGGAUGUCGACAGGCUUUCCAUGUGACAUGUGCUCAGUUUGCAGGACUACUUUGUGAAGAAGAAGGUAAUGGUGCAGAUAACGUCCAAUACUGUGGCUACUGUAAAUACCAUUUCAGUAAGCUGAAAAAGAGCAAACGGGGAUGUAAUAGGUCAUAUGAUCAAAGUUUAAGUGAUUCUUCCUCUCACUCUCAGGAUAAACAUCAUGAGAAAGAGAAAAAAAAAUAUAAAGAAAAGGACAAACACAAACAAAAACACAAGAAGCAACCAGAACCAUCACCUGCAUUGGUUCCUUCCUUGACUGUUACUACAGAAAAAACUUACACAAGCACUAGCAGCAACUCUAUAUCUGGAUCAUUGAAGCGCUUGGAAGAUACUGCAGCACGAUUUACAAAUGCAAAUUUCCAGGAAGUCUCUGCGCACACUACUAGUGCAAAAGAUGUUUCAGAGGCUAGAGGGUCAGAGGGCAAAGGGAAGAAAUCUUCAGCUCACAGCUCAGGUCAAAGGGGAAGAAAACCUGGUGGAAGAAAUCCAGGAACGACUGUAUCAGCAGCUAGUCCUUUCCAGCAAGGCAGUUUUUCAGGAACUCCAGGCAGUGUAAAAUCAUCUUCGGGAAGUUCAGUACAGUCUCCCCAGGAUUUCUUGAGCUUUACAGACUCAGAUCUGCGUAAUGACAGUUACACUCACUCCCAACAGUCAUCAUCAACCAAAGAUGUACAUAAAGGAGAGUCUGGAAGCCAGGAAGGGGGGGUAAAUAGUUUUAGUUCCAUAAUUGGUCUCCCUUCAACCUCAGCUGUUAUUCCGCAGCCUAAAAGCUUUGAAAAUUCACCUGGAGACUUGGGUAAUUCCAGCCUUCCUACAGCAGGAUAUAAGCGGGCUCAAACUUCUGGCAUAGAAGAAGAAACUGUAAAGGAAAAGAAAAGAAAAGGAAAUAAGCAAAGUAAGCAUGGGCCUGGUAGACCCAAAGGAAACAAAAGUCAAGAGAAUGUUUCUCAUCUCUCAGUUUCUUCUGCUUCACCAACGUCAUCUGUAGCGUCAGCUGCAGGAAGUGUAACCAGCUCUAGUCUCCAGAAAUCCCCCACGCCGCUCAGGAAUGGGAGUGUGCAGAGUCUUAGUGUGGGCUCCUCUCCACUUGGUUCAGAAAUUUCCAUGCAGUAUCGGCAUGAUGGAGCUUGUCCAACAACUACUUUCUCAGAGUUGCUGAAUGCAAUACACAAUGGUAUUUAUAGCAGCAGUGAUGUAGCAGUAUCAUUUCCAAAUGUAGCAUCUGGCUCAGGAUCGAGUACUCCUGUCUCCAGUUCUCAUUUACCUCAGCAACCUUCUGGGCAUUUACAGCAAGCGGGAGCGCUCUCCCCGUCUGCUGGGUCGUCUGCACCCUCUGCUGUUGCUACAACUCAGGCAAAUACUCUAGCUGGAUCUUCUCUUAGUCAGGCAUCAUCUCAUAUAUAUGGCAAUAGAUUAAAUCCAAAUUCAUCAAUGGCAGCUCUUAUAGCUCAGUCUGAAAAUAAUCAAACAGAUCAAGAACUCGGAGACAAUAGCCGCAGCCUUGGUGGCAGAGGAAGCUCACCCAGAGGGAGUCUCUCACCAAGGUCCCCUGUAAGUAGCUUACAGAUCCGCUAUGAUCAACCAGGCAACAGCAGUUUGGAAAACCUGCCCCCAGUAGCAGCCAGCAUAGAGCAGCUUCUGGAGAGGCAGUGGAGUGAAGGACAGCAGUUUUUAUUAGAACAGGGCACUCCUAGUGACAUUUUAGGAAUGCUGAAGUCAUUACACCAACUUCAAGUAGAAAAUCGAAGAUUAGAGGAACAGAUUAAAAACUUGACUGCCAAAAAGGAACGCCUUCAAUUAUUGAAUGCACAGCUCUCAGUGCCUUUCCCCACAAUAACAACAAAUCCCAGCCCGUCUCAUCCAGUGCAUGCAUUUUCAGCACAGAAUGCUCCUACUACUGAUUCCUUGAACAGCAGUAAGAGCCCUCAUCUAGGAAACAGCUUUCUACCUGAUAAUUCUCUUCCUGUAUUAAAUCAGGACUUAACCUCCAGUGGACAAAGCACCAGCAGCUCAUCGGCUCUUUCUACUCCACCUCCUGCUGGGCAGAGUCCAGCUCAGCAGGGCUCAGGCCUCAGUGGAGUCCAGCAGGUCAAUGGUGUGACAGUGGGGGCACUGGCUAGUGGAAUGCAGACUGUAACAUCCACCAUUCCUGCCGUGCCUGGAGUGGGUGGAAUAAUUGGAGCUUUGCCAGGUAACCAACUGGCAAUUAAUGGCAUUGUAGGAGCUUUAAAUGGGGUUAUUCAGACCCCUGUCACAAUAUCCCAGAACCCUACCCCCCUCACCCACACAACCGUACCACCUAAUGCAGCACAUCCAAUGCCAACUACACUGACUAACAGUGCCUCAGGACUAGGAUUACUUUCUGACCAGCAAAGACAAAUAUUUCUUCAUCAACAGCAAUUCCAGCAGUUGUUAAAUUCGCAACAGCUCACACCAGAGCAGCACCAGGCCCUUCUGUAUCAGCUGGUGCAGCAGCACCACCAGCCUGAUCUCCAGCAGCUGCAGAUCCCGGCACCCACGCAGAUGCCCAUCAACAACCUGCUCGCAGGCACACAGGCGCCUCCGCUUCAUCCAGCCACCACCAACCCCUUCCUCACCAUCCAUGGCGAUAAUGCAAGUCAGAAGAGACUUAGUGAUAAAACUGGGCCUGUUGCUCAAGAAAAAAGUUGACACUUGAGAAACAUCUAGAAAUGGACUAUCCUGCUAUUCUAGCACUUCAUCUGGCUGCUGUUGCAGUCCCCUUACUACACCUAUGAAGAAAUGCAACAAGAAACCAGCUGCACGACAAAGGAUUAAUUGCCCCAAGAGCAUUCUUGUAAGGCUUUGAUUGAUUUUCUUGUUGCUUUGUUGCACUGAAAUGGAAUUCCCAUAUCCCCCACCCCUCACCCACAUUUUUUGAAUUUUAAAAGAAAAUUUAAUAGCUAACUUUUGUCAUUGAAAUAAUUUACAUGCAAUGAGUUUAUCAGCCUAAGAGAAAUUUAAUAUAGUUGGUGUACAACUAAUUUUGUUAUAAAUUGGAGAGAUGAAUAGCAAAACUAAAGACUUGUUCCAUUUUUAAACCAUUUGAUUUUAAUGUAAAAGUUGGAACAUGAAAUAUGAUCUUUUGUUUGAGUUACAGUAUGCUUGCUCUGUGAGUCAAAACAAAUUUCAAGGAACUGUCUGAUUUCUUCUACUGGAGUUUUAUUGGUUAAAUAUUACAAAUAAAUAGGUCAUCCACUUGGACUUGGCAAUCUUUAUUAUGAAAAUUUCCUUUCUAAUGGGAUUUGGCCAAUUUUGGUAAUCAAGUUAGGAUGGUAAAUGUCUGCUUCUGCUAAAGGUAAUUUUCUUUUGCUAAAUGCUUUUUCUUUAGUGUUAAGACCUACUCAUAUUUUAAAGAAAGCUUGAGUUCAGUGAUUUCUAAGGCUGCUGAGGGAACCAGCUCAAUUCAAAGUGAAAGAGGGGCCACUCUGAAACUGCUGGUAGGGUUUGGCCUGAAUCAAGUGCCUGUUAGUACCUGCCUUGUGCUGAAGUGGCUCUGGACAGCUGAGCCUGCGCUCUCAGUCCUUGGGAGUAGUAGGGACAGUCGGCAUUGCACCAGCAGCCUUCCCCAUGGUUCUGCCUUUAUUAAGAACUUUCUAUGCCACUGUAGCUAGCUCAGGCAAAACUAUUACCUGGGUAUUUAUCCACUAAUGAGUCACAAGAAAAAUGAGUGGAUUUGGCAAGAAUUUUCUUUUUUUCUUAAGUUAGACAACUUCCCAUUAUUGACAAUGAUUUGAAACAAACAAGACAAAAAACCCACCACUGCAGUUCCUGAAACAGGUGAAAUCUGUAUUACAGCCCUUCCACAUUGGGUAGCCCCACUCCUGGUAUGACAGUAUAGCAGAGUAUAAAUUAAACAAUUGGGUAUGUAAUCAUUGAACUAUUCUUAAAUGUGUGAAUUAUUAGUGGAAAAGACCCAGCUGUAAUUAGACCUCCACUGUGUACUUAGCUGGAAGAACAUGUUAAUUCUGCAAUAUGUCUCUUGGUUAAACAUUGCACAGUUCUUACCUCAUUUCUGUAAAUAAGGUUUUGUGAAUCUGUUUUGUAUUGUGAAAAAUUCAUAAGAUAACAUUGAUAUUUUGAUUUGUAAUAUUUCUAAUUGGUAGAUUUAAUUGAAAAGUAAAAUUAAUUUAUUUUUAUAUGUUCAGGGGAAUUUUAAAGAAAGUCAAAU